This is a messenger RNA of Diorhabda sublineata, 2870 nucleotides long. RefSeq lists its product as uncharacterized. The transcript is spliced from 3 exons. The record is from RefSeq and is a predicted model, not a curated record. Bases 187 to 582 code for a protein of 131 amino acids. Lineage: Eukaryota; Metazoa; Arthropoda; Insecta; Coleoptera; Chrysomelidae.
CAACGCGGCAAGUCGAUUUGAGCAAAACUUCGUUCCAGUGUUUAAAUUUAGAUAAAAUUCUUCUCAUUUUAAUCUGUAUCGAAUCCGAUUGUGAAUUUCACUCAAGCGUAAAAGUGUCAACUCUAUAUUAUAAAAUAAAAAAAAUUGCGUUGUGCUUGUGAUUUUAAUUAAUUUUUUGUUUGGAAAAUGCCAUCGUUGUCAUCACCCACGCAAUCUAUGGACACUGUUUAUCCAGAACCUAUGUCAAGAUUAAAUAGGCGAGUCAUCCCGAAGAAGAGGAGAGGUGGUUCCCAUAGAUAUCGUACUCAACCAGUAACGUUUUCAGAAAUUCAGGAAGUUGAUGAAGAAAACGUAGCGGAAGAAACCAUCCCGGACUCAUCGACAUCAAAAUCCGAAUUGAGUUUGAUAAUGAAUAGGAAGUUUGAAGAAUUUAAAAAAACUAGAGACAUUGAUUUCAUAUUAAGUGAUAAAAUCGAAGAAAUAACAGAUGCUUCAAAUCAAGUUUCAAGUAAUCCAAAAGCUAGUGUACCUUUAAAAACAUGCAGAUCAAUAGGUAGGCUGCCUUCGCGGCCAUCUUUUUAACAGCUUUCACGACAGAUUUUAGAUAGAGUUAGAACGAACGCUUCAGUAAUUUUAGUACAAUAAUUAUCAUUAUGUAAAUAUAUAUGUACUGCAUUGAAGCUAAAUUAGUUUAGAUGUACAUGUAAUAUUGUGUUUUGUAUACGUUAAAUUCACAUAAAUCGUAAGGAUAACAUAACCUAAAAACUAUUAAUCCUUUCAAGAAAUUGAGGUUAUGUGAAAAAAUCCCUCAAGUGUUUUCCAUUAGCUUCUUUUAUGUAGUCUUCCCAAUGCCAUUUCUCUAUAUAAGUAUAUGAAGAUCAUUUCGAAAGGCUUGUUGAGGAACGUGAAUUCAAUUUUGAUACAUAUUUCUCUAUUAUUCGUCGUAUAAAAGCGAAGUUACGUUAGGUUUAGGCCCUUACUAGACGAGAGAACCGAGUUGUGCAAUCAGUGACUCACCCCGUCACCGGAUAUUGGUUUUUACGGAUCUUAUCACACGCAGGCAGUCGCGUAGCCACUGGUUGCCCCGUUUCGGCAACCAGUAGCUGCUCAGUCUGAUUACGAUGCUGUGUAGCAUACAGAUCUUUUUAUACUAGGCAGCUAAUCGCCUAUCGCCACAUAGGCUUCAUUUACACAUCAUAACUCAGAGAAUAUAUAGCGUUAUGGUGUUUAUUUUCGUUUUUGGUGUUUUGCAUUACGUGCAAAUGUUCUAAAAACAUGUUUAAAUACAUAUUGUACGGUACUUCCAUAUAUUCACUUUUCUGCAUAGAGAAAAAACUGCUAUUAGUGUCUAAAUCAAUUUAAACUUAAAUGCUUACUUACCUUGAAGUAACUACAAGCUUUCUCAUUUGUUUAUCUAUUAGUUUAUGGUUAACAGAAAUGCUGAUAUGCAUAUCUAGUAAAUAGAUUGUCCCAAAAGUGUUAAACUACAUAACGCUGAUUUACAGCGGGUUUUCCCUGAUUUCGGUACCUCCUCUGACAAGGACCCUUAGUGUCCAGCUAUUAGUAAGUUGAUAGGUAUUGGAUGUACCACCAUAUCUUUCUCGAAUAUCUCAUGAAAGUGACUAAGAGGAAUGGCUUUUAGCUACAUUCUACUCAAACGUAAAUUGUGUUAAUGCUAGCAGGAGUAUUCUAAAAAAAUCCUUACGAUUUUGUGUUGAGAUGUUAUUAAAAUAAUGUAAUAAAACUAUGGAUGGAGGUUACAUUGAAGCAAACGUUUUUUAAAAGUAUUUAUUAAGAUUUUUGUAUUGAACUAGGAGGUAGAUUUGUAUACAAUAAACAAUAUAUUAGCAAUAAUAUGGUAAACAAUUACUACAAGAAAAUUAGAAAAGAAUUAAGGUGAAUAUUACCACAAUAAAAAUGUUUUGAGCUUCAAACAAUAUUUUAAUAUUUUAGAUUUGGUUCCAAUGAAUCGUCAUUAUCAUAAAUAAUACUUAAGGAAUAUAUAUAUAAAAAAAUAUUGAAAUAUUCAAUCUAGAUUUUGUGUAAAUCAUUCAAAUUUUUAAUUCUGAAAAAAGAGGGAGGUCAAGAAAGUUGCUUCUAUUAAUGGUUAUUAAUCUCCCUUCUUCAAAAUGUUGUGAAAGUAUCUUAUCAAAGUAGUAUUCAUGCAACCACUCAACGCUGAUUCCAUGCUCAUUUAUACAUUAAUCGUAAUCCAUUUGUAGCUUAAAAGAACCCAGAAGUGUCCUAUCUAUAUUGAAAGUAUAAGAAUCGCCUCGGACAGCAGCGAUUUCAUUUAGUACUGGCAAUGAUUUCGCAAUUACGAAACGUGUGCGAAAAACGAGGACCUUCACUUGUUAGUCUACAUAUGGAACUUCCUGCUAUGUAUUUUAGAUACUGGAUCUCAAGAGCUCUAGCAAAAACCUCACUGGAAGCGAAAUUCUUUCCUUGUCUUUGCGAACAUGAACUGAGUCUUAAUAUAUUAUCAUAGUCUAUAGACAAUAGUCUUUUUUUUAUCUAUAAAUCGAAGCACUUGUCUGAUAAAUUAAAUAAUCAGCAUUCAUUGAUUCAUUAAACAAAAUUUCAAAUUCCACUACAUAUAUUCACUUUUUGAGAGGUUUUUAUAAUUAAUAACUCAAUGGCUUAGUUACAUGCCGUUUUGAGACAAUAGAACCCCAUUAGAAGUAAAUAUAGUCUAAUAACUAAAUAUAUUAAGUUUUAGAAAAUUUUUAAUUAAUUGCUUUUUCAAAGUUAUAGCUAAUUUUUCCUGAUUUUUCAGGUUCUAAGAUAUAAAUACUAUUCAUAUUUGAUGUUUAUUUUAACUCUUUUAUAAAGAACAAAAUAAAAGCAAUAAUUUUGUUAAGUUUACUUUC